Molecule: messenger RNA, 1150 nt
Organism: Actinia tenebrosa (Australian red waratah sea anemone)
Lineage: Eukaryota; Metazoa; Cnidaria; Anthozoa; Actiniaria; Actiniidae
Product: UPF0538 protein C2orf76 homolog
Source: RefSeq, a predicted model, not a curated record
ACAGUCUAACAUGGCUGCCGCMUCUGAAGAGAGCAGUUGUGCUACUCUUACAGUGCGUUUUAUACGGUCGUUUGAAUAUAGAAAUUUUAGACCAGUUGUUUAUCAUCAAAUMAAUUUGGAACAAAAUACUAAAGAAUUCAUAAACUUUAUAACAGAGGAUAUAAAGACAAGGGGAGGAAUUCCGCUACCUUUUAAGAAAUUUUCUUAUGAUACCCUUAAAAUUCAACACAAGGCUCAUCAAGCAAAGACAAAUGAUCCAAUUAUACGAACAGACAAUGAUGAAAAMCUUAUCUUAAAAGAGGAUUUGACCCUGAAAGAUAAUGGUGUUGAGCAUGAGACAGAACUAUCAUUUUUCAAGAAAGAGGACUAUCUAAAAUACAAAGCUAACCCAGUAUUGUUAUGGUAGACAGAUAGCACRUUUUAAUAUCAAAUUUUCAAGAUAUGGAUCUGUGCUUCAUGCCAAUUCAAUGCAAAAAUUCUCACCUUUGCUAAAGAAAAACAUAAAUAAAUCAUAAUAAUUUCUUAUUUAAGUGCCAUCCCCAAUUAAAUGCCUCCCUCAAAUAAUCUCCAAAUCUAAUAAGACCAAAGUCAUUAAUAAGCGCUGCCCCGAAUAAGUGUCUCCCCUGAAUUAAAGCCAUAUAUGAAACCCCCAAUUAAUAAGCUCCAUGGCACUUAAAUAAAUACGUGAGUUGCUGUGUAUUUUUUAAACGUUUGUAUUUAAUUAUUGCUACAGGUUAUGUAUAUGGUAGACACAUAGCAAGCGCUGUCCUCAAACAAGUGCAGUCCCCGAAUUAGCWUUGCAUUACAAAACAGUAAUUACAGUAUAACAAAAAUAAAUGAUUUUUCUAUAGAUUACUUUUUAUAUUUCUGUGACCAAGACAAACUAGUAAAAUAGACCUAUCCCGAAUUAGCCUGACUGGUCACUAAACAAUGGUUUCAAGUCGAGGUUGAACUUGAUGAACAAGAUAAUCAAGUCCAGUCUUGGCUUCAAACCAUUGUUUUGUGGUCAGUCAAGCAAGGGAUAGGUCUAUUAUAGCUUAAAACAAUGUGAAUAGGACCUCGGGUACAAGUAGUACAUGUGAGGAUCCAAGGUGUGGUCACAGGGAAUUGGUUGUUUAGUAUAAACAUGACAUAUUGUUAAUUGCUAAAA